ACAUACAAAAAUAAAUAUAAAUCAUUGCUUCCUUUUUUGAUAAAAAAAAUAAAAUAAAUAUGUGUGACAUUCAUGUAUGUAAUAGAGUAAAGACACAUGAAUAUGAAAGCAUCUCCAGCAAGAAUAACGUGGGAAGACAAUACUUGUUCAUUCUUGAAAAGUAACUCUCUACUAUAUGAUAUUCAUAUACUUUGCUUCUUAAAUCACAUGCUUUCAGCUUUCAUAUUCAUAAUUAAUGUUUUAGAAUCUUUGCAACUUGAAACCUUUUUAUACCUGCAAGUUUAGCUUUGAGGUAAUCUUAGAUACUCUAUCCUUUUUUAGUUUACAAUUUAUUUAUUAUUUUUUUCUUAUAUUGUGAAUUUAAUACACAUGUGGGUCUUCACUUCUCUAACUCACCUAAUUAUUUAUAUUGUUUCAUCUUUUGUCUUCACUUUGUAAUAUCUUAACUUGAUUGGUUCAUAUAUGACUUAUCAUCAUAAUUUAUAAAAAGUCUUGAUUCUUGCUCAUGGCUUAUUUUUUAUAUAUAUAUUUAAGUAUGUCGGUAUCUAAAUAUUCAAAUCCAAAUUUUCAUUCUAUGAUUUUUGUUUUGUUAUGUGAUUUAAUAUUUAUUUAAGAGGGUUUUUUCAUUUUCUACAAAAAGUUUGAAAAAAAUGAGGUGUUAUCUUUGUUUGUGUCUUUGUGUUGAUGUUGAAAAGGUUGUUUUUUAUGACAGGUUUUGAGUUUUGAUGUUGGUUUAAGCUAGAAGAAAAUUUUUGCUGCAAAAAUUGCAGAUUUUUGAGAUUUUACUGAAAAAUGGAGGUGUUUGGGAUAAAGGGUUUUUUCAUCUUUGUUUUCUGUUUGUGGAUUUCAAAUGAAGUUAUGGCAGCAACCAUUGGAAACUCUAGUGUUUCUUCUAGACCUAGUGUUUUGAAAAUUGGAGCAUUGUUUACUGUUAAUUCUGUGAUUGGAAGAUCAGCUAAACCUGGAAUCAUGGCUGCAAUUGAAGAUGUUAAUGCUAAUAAGAGCAUUCUUCCUGGUGUUAAACUUGAAGUUAUUUUACAUGAUACAAAUUGCAGUGGAUUUCUUGGAACAGUGGAAGCUUUGCAGUUGAUGGAAAAUGAAGUGGUUGCUGCAAUCGGUCCACAAUCUUCAGGAAUAGCUCAUAUCAUCUCUCAUGUAGCUAAUGAACUCCAUAUACCUCUUCUUUCAUUUGGGGCAACAGAUCCAACUCUAUCAUCUCUGCAGUUUCCGUAUUUCGUCCGAACCACGCACAGUGACUAUUUUCAGAUGUAUGCUAUUGCAGACCUUGUUGAUCAUUAUAGAUGGAGGCAAGUAAUUGCCAUUUUUGUAGAUGAUGAUAAUGGAAGAAACGGUGUUUCAGUACUCGGAGACGCGCUAGCUAAGAAACGCGGCAAGAUAUCUUACAAAGCGGCAUUAUCUCCUGUAGCGACCAAGAGUGAUAUCAGUGACUUGUUAAAUAGUGUUAACUUAAUGGAAUCAAGAGUCUUUGUUCUCCAUGUUAAUCCUGAUUAUGGUUUGGCUAUUUUUUCUAUUGCAAAGAAUCUCGGAAUGAUGACUAGUGGUUAUGUGUGGAUUGCAACAGAUUGGCUUCCUUCAAAGUUGGAUUCAAUGGAGCCAGUUGAUGCUAACACAUUAAAUCUCCUUCAAGGUGUUAUUGCUUUGAGGCAUCACACUCCUGAUACUAAUCUCAAAAAGAGUUUUUUCUCUAGGUUGAAGAACGCAAACGGCACGAAAACUUCAAGCUUCAACUCUUAUGCUUUAUAUGCAUAUGAUUCUGUCUGGUUAGCGGCUUAUGCUCUUGAUACUUUUUUCAAAGAAGGUGGAAACAUAUCUUUCUCAUCUGAUCCUAAGUUAGUUGACACAAAAGGAAGUAUGUUGCAUUUGUCUUCGCUUCGUGUUUUCGAUGGUGGCCCGUCGUUUCUCCCUACACUUUUGAGAAUGAACUUCACUGGUUUGAGUGGUCAGAUUCAGUUCGCUAACGGAAAGGACCUAAUUCAACCAUCAUAUGAUAUCCUUAACAUCGGAGAUUCUGGUUCCCGGAGAGUCGGUUAUUGGUCUAAUUACUCUGGUUUAUCAGUUUUAGCUCCUGAAAUUUUAUACAAGAAACCACCUAACACUUCAACAAGCAAUCAAAAACUGUUCAGUGUUUUGUGGCCCGGAGAAACUGUAGCUAUACCAAAAGGAUGGGUUUUUCCCAACAAUGGAAUGCCUUUGAGAAUAGCAGUGCCUCAUAGAAUAAGCUACUUGGAGUUUGUUUCUAAGGACAAGAAUCCACCUGGAGUUAGAGGCUAUUGCAUUGAUGUCUUUGAAGCAGCCAUAAACUUGUUGCCUUAUCCUGUUCCGCGAAAAUAUAUAUUAUAUGGAGAUGGUAAUAGAAAUCCCAGCUACAGCGAGCUUGUCAAUCAGGUCGCACUUAAUAACUUCGAUGCAGCUGUUGGAGAUGUUACAAUUGUCCCAAACAGAACAAGGCUUUUGGAUUUCACUCAACCUUUUAUGGAGUCCGGGCUUGUAGUUGUUGUUCCUGUCAAAGAAAUCAAAUCAAGCCCUUGGGCUUUUCUCAAGCCAUUCACUGCUCAAAUGUGGUGUGUUACUGGCGCCUUUUUUCUUUUUGUCGGAGCUGUUGUAUGGAUUCUUGAGCACAGACACAAUCCUGAGUUCCGAGGUCCACCGAAGAAGCAACUUAUGACAAUCUUUUGGUUUACUUUCUCAACAAUGUUUUUCUCACACAGAGAGAACACUGUGAGCGGUCUUGGGCGAUUCGUGCUAAUCAUAUGGCUUUUUGUAGUAUUGAUUAUCAAUUCAAGCUACACGGCAAGCUUAACAUCCAUCCUCACAGUGCAGCAACUAUCCUCACAAAUUGAAGGAAUUGAUAGCUUGAUAUCAGGUACUCAACCAAUUGGAAUUCAAGACGGGUCAUUUGCAAGGAGGUAUCUGAUAGAUGAACUCAAUAUACAACCAUCUAGGAUAGUUUCAUUGAAAAAUCCAAAGGCGUAUGUCGAUGCCCUUACGCGUGGACCAAAAGGCGGAGGAGUUGUGGCUAUUGUUGAUGAGCUUCCUUAUAUUGAAAUCUUUAUGUCUAGUACCAACUGCAAGUUCAGAACUGUUGGACAGGAGUUCACUAAAAGUGGUUGGGGAUUUGGAUUCCAGAGGGACUCGCCCCUUGCUGUCGAUAUGUCAACUGCCAUACUUCAACUCUCAGAAAAUGGUGACCUGCAAAAGAUCCAUGACAAAUGGCUUUCAAAACAAAAUUGUGCUGCAAAAGUUGAUGACGUUGAUUCAAAUGAACUAUCUCUUAGUAGCUUCUGGGGUCUCUUUCUUAUAUGUGGCAUUGCAUGUCUCAUUGCUAUGACUGUAUUCUUUGUUAGAGUGUUCUGUCAAUACAUGAAAUUCAUCCCAGAGAGUGAGGAGGAAGUUGACCAGGAAAAUCCGUCAAAUAGGCGUAGAAGAAGUUUUCGAUCUUCAAAAAGCUUCAAAGAGUUGUUUGAAUUUGUGGAUAAGAGAGAAAGAGAAAUCAAGGAGAUACUUAGGCAGAAGAGUAAGAAAAGGAGACGUGACGACCAAUUUAGUUCACUUACCUAAGCAAGUAAAUACUAAAUAACCAUAUGUAUGUAUAUUUUUGUCCUUGUAUUUUUGAUAUUUUGGUUAUACCAUAGUAACAGUAUUGACACAAAUUUGUCUAUGCUGAAAAUUCCUUCCUUCUUGGCUAGGAAAUUAUGUUUGUAAGAUUAUUAUUAACAGUAUAGAAAAAAGGCAAGAAAAUCUUGGUCUACAUUUCAAUAUACACCAGAUUUAGGCAAUUGUACUUUCAUAUAUACAAUAUAUAAGUUUUGAGUUCAAGUGUUCAA
This is a messenger RNA of Trifolium pratense (red clover), 3845 nucleotides long. RefSeq names its product glutamate receptor 3.4-like. Gene Ontology annotation, biological process: G protein-coupled receptor signaling pathway. The transcript is spliced from 6 exons. NCBI's taxonomy places the organism in Eukaryota, Viridiplantae, Streptophyta, Magnoliopsida, Fabales, Fabaceae. Gene Ontology annotation, cellular component: plasma membrane. Gene Ontology annotation, molecular function: glutamate-gated receptor activity; G protein-coupled receptor activity. The coding region runs from base 793 to 3579 and encodes 928 amino acids. The record is from RefSeq and is a predicted model, not a curated record.